Messenger RNA from Anguilla rostrata (American eel), 1472 nucleotides. RefSeq lists its product as uncharacterized. The transcript has a single exon. The coding region runs from base 293 to 1249 and encodes 318 amino acids. Lineage: Eukaryota; Metazoa; Chordata; Actinopteri; Anguilliformes; Anguillidae. The record is from RefSeq and is a predicted model, not a curated record.
CUAACGGUAUCCUUGAAGUAUUCCAAUCUGGGUUUAGACCCCACCACAGCACAGAAACCGCACUUAUCAAGGUUACAAAUGAUUUACUACUGUCAGCUGUAACCGUAACUCUGUGUCGGUUCUUGUGCUCCUCGACCUGAGUGCAGCUUUUGAUACAAUUGACCAUGGAAUUCUUCUGGACAGACUCCAGGCCUGUGUUGGACUUCAUGGACAGGCACUCGCAUGGUUUGGAUCAUACCUAUGUGACAGGAAACAGUUUGUCAAAUUAAAAGAAGAUGAGUCCACCUCAAUAAUGAAAUACAGUAUUCCACAAGGAUCAGUACUAGGACCAGUACUCUUCUUGCUAUAUAUGCUACCACUUGGCAAUAUUAUCCGGGCACAUGGCGUAGAGUUCCACUGUUAUGUGGACGAUACCCAGAUUUAUAUUUCAAUGAAACCUGGCGAAGCACUGCCGCUUUCAUGGUUAGAGGCCUGUAUUGUAGAUAUCAAGGUUUGGAUGCUUUCAAAUUUUCUGCUCCUAAAUUCAGACAAGACUGAAAUGUUGGUUUUAGGUCCCAAAAUAUUAAGGGAGAAAUUGUCUACUCUCACCUUAAACUGUGAUGGUUGUUUGGCUGAACCUAAUAUGGUCGUUAAAGACCUUGGUGUCACCAUUGAUCCUGAUCUAUCUUUUGAGACCCAUGUAAAAAACAUAUCCAGAAUUGCCUUCUUUCAGCUGCGCAACAUAGCUAAAAUUAGACAUGUCCUGUCAGUCGGGGAUGCUGAAAAAUUGAUCCAUGCGUUUGUUACGUCUAGGUUAGACUACUGUAAUGCCCUGCUUUCUGGCUGCCCUAAUAACUUGUUAAAGAGUCUCCAGCUUGUGCAGAAUGCAGCUGCUCAUAUCUUGAGCAGAACUAAGAAGUAUGAGCACAUUACACCAGUACUAGCGUCGCUUCACUGGCUACCCAUUAAGCAUAGGAUAGACUUCAAGGUUUUGCUCCUGACUUUUAAAGCUCUGCAUGGACGUGCACCUGUGUACGUAUCGAACCUGCUCCUACCUUAUAAGCCCACAAGGUCACUCCGAUCUCAAGACGCAGGCUACUUGGUAGUCCCAAGAAUUUCCAAGAACCUAAAAGGUGGUAGGGCUUUCUCCUACAGGGCCCCACUACUGUGGAACCAGCAUCCAAACUUUAUAAAGGAGUCAGACACAGUCUCAAUAUUUAAAUCUAGAUUAAAAACGCACCUCUGUGCUCAGGCUUACAAUCAGUUGUAGUCUGGAGACAGGGUGCGAGAAGCCUGUAGUCAUAGAGCUUUGUAGGUGGCAAUCCUUUCCUUACUGUCACCUGUCAAUCAGCUGUGACCCGACUUUACAUGGGCUGGCUCUUGAUAGGCGGGUAUAGUUGUCUACCCCUCAUGACUGCAUGGGCUCUCCAUCCCUGUCCUAGUAGAUAUGCAGCCAUAUUCUACUCCUGGCGGGGUCCCCCCAAUAAAUACCA